AUGAGUAUUUCUGUUGACGAGCGUGUGGAUGCUUGUAAUAUUGCUGAUUUAAGUAUUAAUGAACUUGCUAGUUAUUUCGUUGACCUCGAUGGUAUUGAGGAGUUAUGUGAGGAUAUGAAAGAAUUGUACAAAAAAGAACAAUGUUCUACGUUGGGUGAUGAAAAAUAUUUACGAAUUUUGGAAAAGGAAGCUCAACUUGUAGAAGAUAUUGCUAUUACAUCUAUUAAUUUUAUACGAGAAUAUAGAAAAAUACUUGAAGUAAUGAAACGUUGUUCUUCUAAACUUCGUAAUGAAACCAAACCACAAAAAAAUAAUUGA
This is a messenger RNA of Entamoeba dispar SAW760, 318 nucleotides long. RefSeq lists its product as uncharacterized. Lineage: Eukaryota; Evosea; Mastigamoebida; Endamoebidae. Bases 1 to 318 code for a protein of 105 amino acids. The record is from RefSeq and is a predicted model, not a curated record. The transcript has a single exon.